Volvox carteri f. nagariensis is the source of this 8157-nucleotide messenger RNA. RefSeq lists its product as uncharacterized. The record is from RefSeq and is a predicted model, not a curated record. Lineage: Eukaryota; Viridiplantae; Chlorophyta; Chlorophyceae; Chlamydomonadales; Volvocaceae. The coding region runs from base 1 to 8157 and encodes 2718 amino acids. The transcript has 18 exons.
AUGGCCGGGACUUUGCAGGACCGCGUCCCGGCAGCAACCGGGCCGUUCGCAGGAGGAUCCACCGAAGGCACCCCCUGCCGCAACAGAUCCCACUCCCUGAAAUCUGAUCUGGGUCGCCCGCAAAGCUUCGGACAGCUUCCCCUGCUUUCCACCCUAGACGAGCCCAGCCGCCUCCAACUCUACGACGCCUACACGGAUGUGCUCGUGAAGAAGGCGAGCAAGCGGCAGCAGCAGCGGCAGGGCGAUGCCGCAGCUGCAGCCGGCGGCGCUGCCACUGCCGUCGUUGCGUCCAUGUCUUCCGAGGAUUUGAUGCGUUUGCUUCCCGGGCAGCUGGAGUGGCAGGUCGUGCUGGGGGACGUGCAAGCCCCCACAGGGCAAAUCGGCGUGGCCGCCUUAAAGCUUCUGGGGUUCGUUCUGCAGUCUCCUGCGGCGGCUGGGCAGCUCCCCGAGGAGCAUUGUGGGCGCCUGGUGCACGUGCUACUGGAGGGCAUGCGGAGGGAGGUCAAUAAGGACACCUGUACCCCGCGUCCCCGCCGCCACCCCGCGGCCACACCACACACACAUAGACACGCCCUGUCGCCCGGUCUUGUCCGGGGUCGCUGCAAGCUCUCCAUGUGGGUAGUCCAGACUCAGCAGCUACCCCCCAGCUGCCUCUGCGGACAGGGGGCCGCCCUGUUGGAGGCGCUGGGGUGUUGCCUGCCGCUUGAUAACCCCUGGCAAAGGCAGGUACCAACACAGCGUCGGAGGGGAUUGCGGGCAGUUUCUGCGGUGUGGGCGGUACAGCGCUUGAUGGCUCAGUUGCCUGAUGAGGCAACCCGCCAGGCGGGCAGCUGGGCGCCAGCGGUGUGGACACUGAUGCUGGCGACUGCCCCUGCCCCUGGUGGGGAGGGGGCCCCAUCGGGGGGCAGCGCGCCCUCCAAGGCCGACAGCUACCAGCAGAUCCGCGAACAUGCCGUACAGCUGACGCGCCAACUGGCGGCGGCGCUGGCGGCGCGGCGGCGCGGCGAGCCGCUUCCUGCUGCCGCGGCCGCCGCCAGCCCCGCGAGUUCGGCCAAGAUCAGUGGCGGUGGCGGCGGCGGCGGCGGCGCUUCCGAGGAUAAGGUGACGGCGGCGGCGGCGGCGGAGGCCGAGCUGGUUGGCCGGCAGAUGGCGUCGCGGCUGACGGGGGGCUUGUUGACAGAGGUGGCUAAGAUGGUCUCCAGGGUGACUACCCUGCCGCGCGGGUGUGCCGCCCCGGAGCCGGCAGUGGAGGAGGCCGUGGCGGCGAUUGGAGCCUGGGGGGCGGCGGUGCGGGUGCUGGGGCCGGCGUUUUUGCGUGUGACUGGCCUGGGGCAGAAAAUGCUGGAUCCGCAACCACCACAACCACAACAAGCCGGAUUAGGACAAGGACAUGGUGGUGGUGGUGGCAGCGCGUCAUCAAGUGGCCUCAGUCACCUUCGGCUGACGGUGGCGCCCAUCGAGCACGCCGUCAAGCACGACAAGCGGCCGGAGGUCCGCCAUGCCGCAUUGGAUUGCUGGCAGCACCUCAUCAAGCUGCUAACGCGCUCGUGCGAUGCGGGCGACGGCAACGGAGUUGGCCAGUACGCGGUCACUUGCGAUGAUGAUGGCGGCGGCGGCGGCGGCAUGGGGCCGCGAGGGCACCUGCAAUCGGCGCUGGCCGCCGCCAUCUCAACACUGGAGUUUUCGGAUCUGCAGCGGAUGCAGCCAAUGCCGUACAUGCAUCCGUACGUGCCUCACGCCGCCGGCGGCGGCCACCGGGCCCAGCAGCUGCUGCCGCGAGACCCAGUGGGGGCCGUGUCGCCUGCCGUGUGGGCUGUGGCGGUGGUGCCGGUAGCGAAGGUGGUGCUGCUGCAGGUGGCUGCACCGCCGCCGCCGCCGCCGGGAGCGUCGGGUUCGGCCGCCGCGGCCUCAACUUCUCCGGCUACGGCUACACCGGCGGGACUUGGAGGCGGCGGCGGCGGCGGCGGCGGCGGCGGCGAGGUUCCUGACCACCGGGUCGCGGAGCUGCAGCUGGUGCUGGCCACUCUGACAAGUACGACAUGUACGGCAAUCAUGAAGCCGCUGGCGGAGCUCAUUCUGGUUACGCUGCCGUCCCCGCUACCACAACCGCUACCACCCGGCGGCGGCGGCGGCGGUAAGACGGGGUGCCCGGCAUCUGGUCCAAAGCAGCCCGGGGAAACCACACCCCCUUACGUGUGGACCGCAGCGGCGGCAGGUAUGAAGGCGGUCGUGACGGCGGCUGCAGCCGGGUCCCGAUCCGCGGCUGAGCUGUGGGCCGCGUUGCUGAGGCGCAUGUUCCGCUGCGCCGCCGAGCAGGUGGCGGCGGAGGCAGCGGCGGCUGUGCAGCCCGCAGCCUUGCCGCAGCCGCCAGGGCAACCAUCGGAACCGGCGGCGGCGGCGGCGGUAGCGGCGGAAGCCGCGAAAGGGUCGGAUUCUCCUGCAGCGGCGGCGGCAGCGGCGACGACGACGACGGUGCCGUCGUCGUCUGUGUCACUGCUUGAAUCCUGGCAGGCCUGGGGCAACACAGCGGAAAGAGUGUUGUCAAUACUCCUGAAUACAUCGUCGGCGCCGUGCCCCUCGGCAUUAAAGGACGAGCCAGACGCGGCCAUCGGCAACGGCAAGGCCAGCGCUGGCGGAGGCGCCGCCGGCGAUAACAGUGCGAAUGGCAACACGGCGUGGACCCUGUGGCUGCAGUUCUGUUGCGCUUCAGUCGCACUCCUGGAUCCUUUACCUGCCGACGCCAACGGUUGCGGUUGCGCCGAUGCUGACCCGAUCGUGCAGCGGUCGCCGCCGCCGCCGCCGCCGCAGCAGCAGCAGCAUUUUCAGCUACGCCAGCUACGGCAGAGAGCCGUCCUGCAGCGGCUCCUUCGCGAGCAUGCCGGGCCGCAGCUGGUAAGGCUCCUCAAGGGGCUAAUUUGGUGGUCGUAUAAUUCGCCACGUGGGCUUGACGCCGUCAGCGGCGGCGGAGCUGAGGUGGCCCGGCAGCCCGGUGAGCGCCGGGGCUCUUCGGUGUGUGCGGACGCCGUGGUCGUGUGGCUCGCCGUCGGCCGUACACUUGACCCGCUCUCGGCGGCGGCGGACCCGCGCUGCUUGGAAUGGUGGGUCAGCUGGCGGGAUCAGUUGCGAAGUUUGUUGUUAUGCGAUGUGUGGGCUCACGCCAGGGUGGUUGGCGCCACCGCCGCUGGCGGCGGCGGCGGCGGUACAGCGGCGGUAGCGGCACCGCGGCUCGCCGCGCUAUGCUGCCUGGCAUUGCGGCCGCCAUCGUCGCUCUCAACCAGAUCGCCGCGGCGCAGGCACUGCAGCGGGCCCGAUGGCGGCGGUGCGGAUGGCGACAGCGACGCCAACGGCGGCGCCAGCCGCCCUAGAGACCGCAGCAAGCGCAGGCCCCGAUCGCCGUCGCCAUUGCCACGGCGUUCCCCGUCGCCAUUGCCACGGAUGGCCAGAUUGGAUCCAAAUCUGGAUCCAAGACUUCCGUCGGCCGCGGAGACGUGUAGCAUUGGGGGCCCCGGGAGGACAGCGACGUGUGGACCUGGCGGCGGCGGCGGCGGCGGCCAGCCGCUGUGUCCGUACACCUGGACGCUGUGGGAGACGGCGGCGGGCCUCCUGACGGGGAUGGGGUCACUUGAGGAGGACGCGGCAGGAAAGGGCGGUGGUGGGCAGGCUGCGCUGCUAACGGGGCCCCUGCUCCCUGCCGAGGGCGGCCAGGGCGCCAGCCGGCGGCGGAGGGAAGCGGCGGAUGCAGUGGCGCAGCUUCUGACGGCGCCGCUGGAGGCCUUGCUGCUGCCGCAGGCGCAGCCAGGUGUGCGCCUGGACGCAGCUGGUGGGGAUGGCUUUGCAGACGGCACGCGUAUGGCGGCGGCGUGGAAGGGGCUGCUGGCGGCGUUGCUGCAGCACAGCCGUCGCGCGCAGUACGGCAUUGCGUCGGGCAGCCGCGGUGCAGGCAGGCCUGAUGGUGUCGUUGUUGCCGCACAAGGCGUUGCUGAACGCCUGUGUGAGCUGCUACACGUGCAUAACGCCGACGCGAGCCGCCGGACGCCCGCGGCCGCCGGGGUCGAGGAGUCCGCAGCCCGGGGGGUGUCGGCAGCCUCAGCGGUAGCAGCGCUCCCCGCACAUGCACCGGCAUGGCGUCUGCUCGCCGUGGCCACAACUGCGCUGGCGCGGCACCUUACGUCAACGUACGACGCCGCGUCGUCGUCGCCGGCCGCCGCCGCCGCCGUCAGCAGCAGCAUUACCCAGGAGGGUCCGCGAUUGCGGACGCCGCCUCCUGCCGCCAAUGGCAGUACCUGUACGACACCAAUGAAAGGGAGUGCCGCCGCCGCCGCCGUCACGGCGACGAUGACUCCGCGCUGUUCGCCCUUGACGCCGCCGCCCAGCACACCAGGCGGUGGGGGCAGUGCCGCUGCCGCCGCCGCCCUAACGCCCCGUCGAACUCGCGGCGGCAGCUUGGAACCCGUGGGUCCAACCGCUUCAGCCGCGGCGUCUCUGGCCGCCGCCGCCACUGCGUCCGUACCCGGAGGCGUGUUGCCACCGCCGUCGACGGCCUCAGCAUCUGGCGCUGCACUGGGGCCCGAGCUGCUGGGGGCAUUGGUGACGGCCGCCACAGCGGCAACGCUGAGGUCUGCUGGGGACUGGACUCCUUUGAGCACGGUGGUUCCGGAGCACUCCUGUGGCGGCGGCGGCGGAAGUGACAACGGCAACGGCACCAACGGUCUCAACGGCCCGCAGGAGGCUGCGCAUGCUGUUAACAGGAUCAUGGAAAACCCGGUUUCGGGGCUAGGCGGCUUAACGGACACGGCAGCAGCCAUGCAGCAGCAGCAGCAGCAACUGGAAGGCCUGUGUAGCUGUGCGGCGACGGAUGCAUUGACGGAGGCGCUGGAUGCCGUACCAGAUGUGCUGAUGCCGCUGGCGCGACUGUCGGCAGGCGGGAUGGUCGGGACGAACUCUGCGGCCGCCACUGCCGCCGUCACCGCUGACACAGCGUUGCAGUCGCUACAGCUGGCGCUGCUGGCUGUAGUGCGGGAUCUGCUGCCGCGGGUGCUGCGCGGCCGCCAACGGCACGGCGUCGACUGCGCCGCGGAUGCGGAUUCAGGCGCGGUUAAUGGUACAGGCGGCGCUGGGGUGGAGAAAAAAAGCGGCGCUGGCGGCGGCGACGCAGCCAUGGGCGUACGGCUGGGUGUCGUACAUGUCGCCACCGCGGUGACGGCGGUAAUGGGGCUCUUGUGUCACCUGCGGCGACGAGGGUGUGACGUCACCGCGCAGCUGGAUGGUCUUGCGCCGUUGCUGGCAGCUUGCCUCAGGUCGGGCAACCUGAAUGAGACCCCUCCCGAGCGGACGACGGCAGUUGUCGAUGCAGCGGCGGCGGCGGCCGGGACAUCCCCGUCCGCGGCAGCGGCGGCGGCGGCGGCGGAGGCAGCGGAGGCAGCGGUGCUACCGCAAGCAACGGCCCUGGCCUUGGAGUCGUUGUUGGCGGGUCGUAUGCCCCGUCUGCACACGCGGGUGGCGGCGCACCUACGGGGGCUACUGCUGCGGGAGCAACAGCUGGCCAUAGCGCAGACGGCGUACUGCCAGACCAGAGGCCCUGGGCCGCCGCCGCCAGCUUCGAUUGCGGGGGGGCCGGGGGCCGGUAGCGGUGGUGGUGGUGGUGGUGGCGGUGGUGGUGGUGGGCUACAGCUGCUGUUGUUAGAGGUCGCCGCCGGAGCUGGUGGGGCUGAUGGAGGUGGGGGCCAGGAGCCAGCGGCGUCAGUGCACGUCGUACCGGCCGUUGAUCUCGCACCGCUGGCGCUGCCUCAGGCUGUGCAGCUCGCGGUUGAUGAGCGGGCAUGGGACGGCACGCUCUUGCUGCCGGACAGCCAGCUUCAGGCGGCGAAGCUACCGAGGCGGACGUAUGCGCAGCAGCCGCCGCGGCACCCGCCAACGAUGGCCGCACUGGCGGCGCCGCUGCCGCCGCAGCGACAUCUCGCCAAAGCACAGACGCCGCCGAGGGAUAAGGACGUGCAAUCCGGCACGCCAGGCCAGCCAGCCGCGGGCGCCGCCGCCGCCGCCGCUGCCAAGCUUUCGAACCCGGUAGGUCGCCGUACUCCUAUCGCUGCCAAGCGUGCCUUCCUAGACUCGCAAACGGAGUACGUCCGCAUACCGCCGCCGCCGCCAGCGCCUGGUGGAGCCGCCGCCGCCAGUGCGCCGUCCGGUUGUGGCGGCUCGAAGCGCCGGCGGCGGUGCACUGGCGUCACCACCUAUACGGCGCUUGACGGCUCGCAGAAUGGACCUGUGGGUCUCAUUGGCAUCGGGAGCGAAAGCCAGGACCAGGGCUCCGAAGACGAAGGCAUCGAUGAGGGCACUGUAUUGGGAGGUAGUCGCGAUGUCUGGGACGGGAAGUGCGCGACCGCGGGCGGCGUCCAGGGCGCCGCCGCCGCCGACGGCGGUGGUGGCGGCGUCGACGGCCCGGUACGUCAUCCUUGGCAGGUGACUGGCGCGGCUAAUGCGGGCUCCGUUGAGCCCGAAGGAUGUACGGCUUCCUUCGCAAAGACGCCGCCGCCUUCUGUGCCGCCGCCUAAACAGCUGCCGCAGCCGCAGCCGCAGCCGCCACCGCCGCUGCCUGACGGGAGCGCGGCAGCUGCCAAAGCCGCCGCCGUCUAUUCAGCCGCCACCGCUGUCGCGGUCACCCCUAAUGCCGCGCUCGCCAGCGGCGCCAACGAUGCAACGGUGCAACCUGCUGCCGCGACGCAGCCGCCACGGACGCCGCCGCCACUACACGGGCACGGCGACGUCGACGUCCCGCCCUCGCAUAUUUCCGACCCCCUGCCGAGCCAUGCAUCCGGCCUUCUAAGGAAUACAGGAAUCUUGUCGUACGGUACGGAGCUGGGGGCUCCAGCACCGGCAGCGGCGGCGGCGGUGGUACAGCAGCUGCAGGGCCAGGAGUCUGGGGCCAUGGAGGUCGACCAUGUGGACCAUGUGGGUAUUGAAGCAGCGGCUAAGGUGGAGGGUUUGACGUCAUCGCGGCUAGAAAAAGGAGACGCUCUCGCGGCGACUGUGUCCCAGGGAGGCGACCGUUGCGGGGCCUCGGCGGCACCCUUGGCGCCGGCCGCCGCUGCAACAACGCUUUCGGAUGACAUCAGCGGCGCGGCGGUGAGUACGGCAGCGGCUACGGCCGCUGAGCUGCUGACGGACGGCGCAUCCCAACUGGACCUGGCGGAGGGCUGUGACGUCACAUGUACGGGUGCAAUGGGCGCCGCUGGCCCGAGGGCGGCAUGGCUCUCCCCUGCAGCUGGAGCCUGUGCUCCGCGGCUGCGUAGCUGCACCGACGGAUCGUCAUUGCGUGCUCGGCCUCUUCCCAUACCUUGGGCCGCAGCCGCCGACCCAGUAGCACCAACAGCCGCAGCAGCAGCACCACCACCAACAACAACAACACAGCAAGCCAUGGCGGUGCGCAUUGGUAUGGAGGCUGUCGCACCCCCCCCGGUGGCGAGGCCAGCCGCCGUUGCCGCUCCUGCAACUGAUGCCGCUACUAAUGCUACUUCUAUGUACACCGUCGCCGUGGCGGCAGUGGACGGAGUGGAUGAGCUAUUAAUGGAGCCUACUCAGCAGCAGCAGCAGCUGCAGGAGGCGGCCGUCGCGGCCGCCCUCCGGCGGAAGCGCCAACGGGGCCAGGUAGACCCCGCUGCGGCCGCUGCUGCCGCUGCCGGUAUCGCCCAGGGUGGCGGACUCUGCACGGCGAUUGGCAACGGUGCAACACCCGAUGGAGAGUCAAGUGGCGCUGACGUCGGCUCAAAGCGUCGCAAAUGCGGUACGGGCGACCCGCAGCAGUCGGGGGCCGGCGGUGACGGCGGUGACGCCUCCGCCGGGGGAUUAGGGAUCGCCUCUGCGGGGUUGCCACUGCAGCCGCUGCAUAGGAAGCAUGUGACGACGCCAAGCGGCAGUGGUACCGCUGCAAUGGCUGUAGCGGGCAUUGGCGGCGGUGCCGGCGCAAGGGGCACAGGCCCGGGGCCGGAGUCCAGGUCUGCGGAGGCGGUGACUGCGGUGGGGGAGAUUCGGCGGACCCUGUCCAACCUGCAGGCCGCACUGGGAGACAUGGACAGUGCGCUGUUGUUGGAGACCGAGAUGACGAUUGAGAUUCCUCAGGGAGGGCUCCGCCGCGCAGCGCAGUGGCCGGCUGCCUCUUGA